Molecule: messenger RNA, 2106 nt
Organism: Mangifera indica (mango)
Lineage: Eukaryota; Viridiplantae; Streptophyta; Magnoliopsida; Sapindales; Anacardiaceae
Product: WEB family protein At3g02930, chloroplastic-like
Exons: 2
Coding region: 253-2106 (617 amino acids)
Source: RefSeq, a predicted model, not a curated record
UCCAUUUGUUUUUUGAUGCAUUUGGAGUUGAAUUUGUCAAAUAUUUCAGAUAUUUUAUCAUAGCCAAUUCUUUAUUGGAGUUGUUGUUAGCGAAGACUAAUGAUUCCACCAUCUCUGGGUUAAAAUAUAUGAAAGAGAGUUCUUCACUACAAAUACGCUAAUACACAAUCAUAUACCUGUCUCCAGUAUAGCCCCUUUGAAGAUCAAGAAUUUUCCUGAGAUUGUGUUGGAGUUUCAGCGACGCAGCAACCAAUGAAGUCUAUUGAGGAGCUGUUGAAGGAGACGAAGGAGCGAUUGGAAGCUACAGAAGAAGAACGAGAUCGAGUUGUCGAUGAGCUUCAAGAGAUGAAAAGGUUGGCUCAAGAUGCCAACAUGAUGCUUAGUGAAAAACAAAUGUCCUCCAGGAAGGUUGCAGAUUUGUAUACGGAAAUCAAUUUGUUAAAUGAAUCAUUGACUGAAGAAUUGACAAUCAAAGAAAAAUAUAUUGAACUGUUGAAAGCUGAACUUGGGAAGGAAAAAAGAGAAUUGCAGGAGAAAUUGGUUGAGAAAGAUGCCUCGCUGGUUGAAUUAAGAAGGUCAUUGAGUAAAUUGAAAUCGUCUGAGGCUCAUACCAUUACUUUGUUAUCUGAGAGUAAGAAAAGGUUUCAGGAAUUGCAGAAGGAGCUCGAAAAAGGGAAGGAAUCAGAAAAAAAGAUGGUUGAUUCCUUUGCUGCACAAACCAAACAGCUUGAACAAACAAAAAUUGUGCUUGAAGAAUCAAAGCUUGAAAUAGACUCUCUUCGCAAGAAGUUCAAAAAACAGCUUUCAUCCAGGAAUGGAGGAGGUCUUAAUGCAUCUCAAGAUGGGCUUGAGGAUUCGAAAGGAACAUCAGAUAUUCUCAAGUUUGAGCUUCUAUCACCAAGAGAGAACGAAAGAGUUUCGUCGUUAAAGGUCAAAAAUCUACUUCAGGAGCUGAGCAUAUUGAAGAAUGAUCUGAAGUUGGCUACGGAGGCAGAAGAGACCAACAAGAAGGCUAUGGAUGAUUUAGCAUUAGCCCUAAAAGAAGUCACUUCAGAGUCUAUCCAGGUGAAGGAAAAACUCGCUAAAACACAAGCUGAGCUUGCAGACGCAAAAGCGGAGGCUGAACAAAUGAAGUUGAAGCUGAAAAGCAUGGAGGGCGAGCACAAAGCUCAAUUGGACGGGCUGAAGAAAGAAGCUGAGCUCCACAAAAACACAAUAGAUAGAUUGAGAGCGGAAGCUGAAGAGUCCCUUUUGGCAUGGAGUGGGAAAGAAAGUUGCUUUGUGGGUUGUAUCAGAAGAGCAGAAGAUGAAAGGGACCUUGCACGAGAAGAGAAUCUUAAACUGCUUGAGUCCCUUAGAAUAUCCGAGAACAUGACCAAGGCGGCAAAGCAAGAGAAUGGCCGAUUGCGCGAUGUACUAAAACAGGCCUUAAAUGAAGCUAAUGUUGCAAAAGAAGCAGCUGGGAUCGCAAGAGAAGAAAACUCUCAGCUUAAAGAUGCCUUGCAGGAGAAGGAAGAAGCCUUAGAUUUUGUAAACAGAGAGAAUGAGAACCUGAAAAUGAAUGAAGCCGCAGCUCUGGAAAGUAUCAAGGAGUUGAAGCGCUUGCUUUGUGAAGCAUCAGCAAAAGAUGAUAAAGAGCAAAGUCAGAAGUUAAAGAAACAAAAUUCAAUGGAUAAGGAGCAAAAUAAAGAUGGCAAAACAUUGCUGGAGGUUUUUGGUAUCAAUCUAAAGGAGCUGAAAAUCCCGACUAAACAGGGAGAAGAAAUUUCAAAUAAAGAUGUAGAUUACAAAAAUGACAGUUCAGUUCCGAACCUUAACCUUGAUAAGGUUGACGACCCUCUUUUAGGCUCAAUAUUUGAUAUAUUUACACCAGGAUCAGCAGUCCAUCGUCGCAAAAAUUCUUCAGCUUUUACAGAUGAAGGUGUAUUUUCAGAUAAUCAGGGUGACAAUAUAGAUGGAACACAUGGUGAUGAUUUGGAGGGAGAUAAAAACACAAGAAAAAAGAAGGCUUUGAUUCGGAAAUUUGGAGACUUGUUAAUGAGACGAGGUUAUCACAAAAAAGAACCAUCAUCAUCAGAAAUGAAAAAAGAACCACAAAACCAAUAA